AUGUCCUACCUCACCACCCAGGUCGCCAUUCCAGGUCGCAUGCUUCUAGCGGCAGCCUGGACGGACGGUGACAGCGAGGCAAAAUUCGUCGGCAGCCGAAGCAGGGUGGUUGAACGCGGCCUUAUGCCACCAGUAUCCAGCAGUGGUUUCCUCAGUUUCAGCUUCACCACCAUGCUGAAGUAUGCCAUGACCUUGACGCUUGGUAUCCUUGGUCCGCUUGGUGCUUGGGCGGCUCAUGGACUGGACAACAACUGGACGGUGAAAGUCAUCGGGAUGAAGGAUGCCAAUGGCUGUAUGCAGGCCACCUCCAUCGAGGAUUUGGGCUACAAUUUGGUCAGGCCUGACAGCGUCUCAUGCCUAUCCGCCACGCAGAUGUGCACCGAUGACUACCAGUGUGUUGAGGCCCGAGCCUUGAAACCCAGCACUUUCCAGGGCUGCAGCUUUGAUGCCAGCAGUGGAGUUGAAGCCGAGGUCACCGGGGUGUUGAUGGAUGGCCUGUGUUAUCAGAACUUUGUGGUAGAUCAGAAGAACUACAACGGCGGUGCUGGCCUGGCGCCUGACAAGGUGCAUGUGAGGAGUGAGGCACACCUCCACACCCGGGCAUGCCUAGUAGUUAGCUACUGCGCCAAGACGGGCUUCUACUUGCUCCAACGGCCUUCCAGUACUGCAGACUACAGCUAUGCAGCCCAGAUGGAUAGUCAGGCAGCUGAGAAGGUGUUUGAUUUUUUGAUCGAUGCCCGGCACCCCUGUGGCACCACCUCCACCACUGAGAUGAUCGUCAGCAAUGCAGCGAUUGCUCCAUUUGCUCCAGUGCUGACGGCAAGUGCGAUGAUUUUGGUGGCGGCCUCUCCUCCGCAGCUGGAUGAGCCGGGCAACAUCCGAUCGGCCAGACGAGCAGGUAGGGUGGGCCUGGAGAAUCUUGGAAAUACCUGCUUCAUGAAUGCUGGCUUGCAAUGUCUCAGCCACAUCGAGCCAUUCGCGGCCUUCUUUCUCAGUGGUAGAUACAAAGGGGAAAUCAACGCGACCAACCGGAUGGGUUCCAAAGGCCAGUUGGCAGAAACCUUUGCAGAGCUCCAGAAGGUCCUGUGGCAAAGCGAGCGGCCAGCACAGAACCCCAGCGAAAUCAAACGGCGCUUGGCCACGAUCGCCCCGCACUUGUUCCAGGGCUAUCAGCAACAGGACGUCCAGGAGUUUCUGGCCUUUUGCUUAGACGGCUUGCACGAGGACUUGAGCCGCGUUUCGGAGCAGUUGCCGCCGCGGACGGAAGCCGACGAAGAAGCGGAUGAGAAGAGCUGCCAAGGCCGUUCCGAAGAAUUUGCGGCUGCCCUGGCUUGGAUGCGCUACCUGGAACGCUCCAAGUCGUUUCUGGUGGAUCUAAUGCAAGGCCAAUUGCGAUCCUCGCUGUGCUGCUUGCGCUGUGGCCAUAAAUCCAGGAAAUUUGAGCCGUUCAUGUACCUCUCUUUACCGGUGAAGCAGGAGAUGUGCAGCGUUUCGGAUGCCAUGCGGGAAUACACCAAGGAGGAGGUGCUCUCGGACGAUGAAAAGUGGAAGUGCGAGAAGUGCAAGGCUAAAGUCGAUGCGAAAAAGAAGAUCGACAUUUGGCAGCUGCCACCGGUACUGGUGAUUCACCUGAAGCGUUUCGAGUUUGAUGUGCGCUCGGGCUACUUUCGGAAGAUCACCACUCCAUUAGCUUGCGAUUUGACCACCGAUCUUUCAAGUUUCUGUUCCUCAAAGCAGCAGCAGGGCGCACUGUACUCAGUGGCUUGCGUGGCAAACCACUCCGGGGGCUACAGCAUGGGACACUACACUGCUACCUGCCGUGUUGGCGAUAUGUGGUAUAGGUUCAAUGACGACAGAGUAUCACGACAGCCCCCUGACGAGCCAGUGGUUGGGGAAAGUGCGUACAUUCUGUUCCUAGUAAGGAGGUCCCUUGAGGACGGAUAUUACUCAGCAGGGCACAAUUCUCCGCUCCUGAAGCAGCAGACGAUGACUAUGCCUGAGCUGUGGCCACAUCAUGGGCCAAAUCAAGUAUCGCAGGACUUUUCCAGUCUCAUGAAGCUCCGAAAAGGGGAACCUUCUGAAAGCUCCAUCAGUAAUGAGAAGCCACUGUAUGUCAUGAAGCUUCCAACUUUGCCGUACAACGGCCAUGAUGAUGUCAAGUCGGACAAUGGCAGCAGUGACGAGGUCUUUUUAAAUGCUCCGCACCAGCACGUGGAGACCCCGGUGUGUGGCGGUUUGACGAGCCUUUGGGGUGCCUGGGGUGGCAGCUGGUGGUGA
Molecule: messenger RNA, 2277 nt
Organism: Cladocopium goreaui
Lineage: Eukaryota; Dinophyceae; Suessiales; Symbiodiniaceae
Source: the annotation of a GenBank genome assembly